UCUAAAACGAAUAAAAACAAGUUCAAAUGACAACCCCGUCGGUAAUGCAACUACUGUUCUGUAAUGUAAAACUCUCGGACAAAUUCUGUAAUACCAACACGUUUUUGACAGCCAGAAAAAAUGGCGUAAAAUGAAAAUGGUAGAAAAUUUCAGUUCGCAACCAAAGGUAAAGUAAAACCGCCUUCAAAGCGAUGUCCUGCAGCAGCGACUCCGACGAGUUUUACGAUGCGGAAGACAGCACAUCGCCCAACCCUCAAACACAGACCACCAGGAAAAAUGGCAAACCGCAAGAACCCCACAGGACUAAUUCGGAGCCGAAUAUAUCGCUUUACAAGCAGCAGCUCGAAGAGAAAGAACCUGAAAUUAACGACGAAUUAUUUGUGAAGCCUAAUAUUGUUGUUGGACGUCAGCGUUUCAAAGAACUACGACAAAGGUUACAGACGGACGAUGAAGAUUGUCCCGUUAACAACUUAACCCCUCCCAAUAGUCAAACAUCGUCCGUCGAGGGUGUAUUUGCAGCUACUAGUCGUACAUCUCAUCCUUUUCGAAUAAUCGAGCAUGAUACGCUUAGUUUACAAAGUAUUAAUUCUUUAAAUCGAAUGGGCCGCGUACUAGGCAAUGCACAUGAUCCGCUGGGAGAUAUUCCAUCAAACAGAAAAAAGGCAUCUGUAUCCACACUCUCAUUGAGUUCGCAUGAAUCUGGCUCAACUCCCAGUUCAAAAGAAAUAUCCCAAUUUCCAAGCAAUACCACUUUGUCAGACAAUAAUGUUCCAGAGAAAACCAUUUGUCUUCCGUUGCAAGAGCCUGAUGUCAUUGCCAGCACAAAACCGUCUAUUUCUAGCAUGAUAAAAUCGACGACUGUGUGCCACUACUCGCCGUUUCCGCAAAAUAUUCCGAUUGCGCCACCGCGACGUAAACGAAAAAUCAAAAAUGCAAUUUCUUCCCUAUCACUGACGGGUUUGUCAAGUACAACACAAUCAUCUUCCUGUUUGGCUAGCCCCGCUAGCACGAUAGAAUCUUUGACUAGAGAGUUUGAAGAUUCAUUGGAUAAACUUCCGGUAACAAAACCAAAAAUUCAGCAUGAUAAAAGUGGAGAGUCCUCAAGGUCGAGUACCAUUAAAUCCAUACAUUCGCUGGAUAUAAGGCAAGCAAUUAAGGGUUUAUACGUGGUCAAACCACAAGACGAUGAUAAAUCGAAAGCAGCGCCCCCAACUGCAGAUGACAUCAUCAUACCACAGUCCAACGCUGACAGUGAACUUCGACACAGUCCAAGAUGUUCUGCUGGUCGAAGCAGUAUUGGCCAUUACAGCUUGGGCUCGCACAGAAGCUCAAGACGGCACAACACUACCGAGUCUAAGGAGAGAAGAAAAUCGGCCGGCGACGAAAACAUGUUGAAACAACUAAAUAUAUACGUAAGAACAAGGACAGAUUCUGGAAAGCAUCUCUCAGAUAAAGAAAUUCUCGAGCAAGUGACCGUGUUAAAUUUGGAUACGGGAGAACGCGUUCCUUUAAGUAUAGCCGAAGAGAAACUACCUCAAUGCAUCAAUCCGUUAUCUUUACAUAUUAUGAGGCUAACGUCGGAAUAUGUAAGCAAUUCUAGUCUGGAUAAAGAGAAAGAGUCUGAUGAAGAAAGUGUGAUAGGCAAUAAAAAAAUGGAUAUACCGCUUGAUGAUGACAAUGAUAUAGAGAUUGGGCGAGUACGAAAAAAAACCGCUAAAUUGAAGAGGUUAUUUGGGUCGACGGUUAAAAAAACUAUGCACAAAGCGAAAUCUAUUGCUCAUGAAAUGUCACACGCACGACAUAAGGAGGAUAUUAUGGAUAUUGUUGAUGAAGUACAUCCUGGAGAACAAAAUAUAAAAUUGAAGGCCUCGAAUUCGCACAAAGGUCCCUAUGAAUUGGAAAACAUUCAACAUGUUCAAGAAUUAAAAGAUGAACACGAGGGUCCCAUUUGGUGUAUGAAGUUCUCUUGUUGUGGUCGCUUGCUGGCCACCGCAGGUCAAGAUAAGGUCUUGCGGAUAUGGGUAGUUAAAAAUGCAUUCCAAUUUUUUCAGGAUAUGAGAUCUAAAUACAAUGCUGAAAAGGUAUCUCCUACCCCUUCUCAGGAAUCGCUAGUUUCCCAUCAAUCGGCCGAUGAGCAUAGCCUAAUAGCUGAAGCUUUAAAAGAAGAGGGAACCAAGCAUAUUUUUGUGUCAAAGCCCUUUUGCACAUAUACAGGUCAUACAUCGGACCUACUGGACGUCUCGUGGUCCAAAAAUUACUUCAUCUUGUCAUCUUCAAUGGAUAAAACUGUACGUCUGUGGCACAUUUCGAGAAAGGAAUGUCUGUGUUGUUUUCAACACAUUGAUUUUGUAACAGCUAUUGUUUUCCAUCCCAGAGAUGACAGGUACUUUCUCAGCGGUUCCCUAGACGGUAAAUUGCGUCUGUGGAAUAUUCCGGAUAAAAAGGUUGCCGUUUGGAAUGAAGUUGAGGGUACACCAAAAUUAAUUACUGCCGCGAAUUUUUGCCAAAAUGGUAAAUUCGCCGUUGUCGGUUCUUAUGAUGGUAGAUGUAUCUUUUAUAAUACCGACCAAUUGAAAUACCACACACAGAUUCAUGUGAGAUCUACACGCGGCAGAAAUGCGACCGGUCGUAAAAUUAGCGGCAUUGAACCCAUGCCGGGAGAGGAUAAAAUUUUGGUUACUUCUAAUGACAGCAGAAUUCGAUUGUACGAUCUUCGUGACCUUAGUCUGUCUUGCAAGUAUAAAGGCUAUGUUAACAUUAGCAGUCAAAUUAAGGCGAGCUUUAGUCAUGAUGGAAAGUAUAUAGUGAGUGGAUCUGAAAAUCGCGAUAUUUAUGUAUGGAAAACGAACCACGAUUAUUCCAAAUUUUCGUCAGUACGCAGGGAUAGAAACGAUUUUUGGGAGGCUAUUAAAGCUCAUAAUGCGGUGGUUACGUGUGCCAUAUUUGCACCAAAUCCGGAUGAUAUUAUAAAAAUGGUUGAUGAACAAAAUGUCAGCGAGGACCAGGAUGAUAAGGUUGAAGACCCUAUGGUUGAGCAGCACACCAAAGGGUGUGGUGGUCAUGUCUUAAUAUCUGCAGAUUUCAACGGAUGCAUCAAAGUGUUCAUAAAUAAGAUGAAACCGAAACAUAGUUCACUACCUGCAUCUGCACUGGUGUAGUAAAGUACAACGUAAUUGUUGAUGCUAGGCAAAAAUCUGUAACCAUAUGAUUACAAAACUUGUAGAUAUAUUUUUAACAAUGUUAUUUCAGUAAUUGUCGAUAUCCUGUUUUAUAUAGAUUUUAUUUAGUAAUAAUUUCGCAGUACCUAAACUUAUGUAUGAUGUAGAUAGUUGAUAAUAUUGUGAUUUUAUGCUGAUGCAAGUAAGGCAAUCUAUUUGCUUUUUAGUUUUAACAUGUAUACUAUAUUAAUUAAUUUAUUGCUGUGGUAUUAUUUUACAAAUACAAUUACAAAUUAACCGUU
Messenger RNA from Photinus pyralis (common eastern firefly), 3460 nucleotides. Its product is annotated as WD repeat-containing protein 44. The transcript is spliced from 9 exons. Gene Ontology annotation, molecular function: protein binding. Bases 192 to 3158 code for a protein of 988 amino acids. NCBI's taxonomy places the organism in Eukaryota, Metazoa, Arthropoda, Insecta, Coleoptera, Lampyridae. The record is from RefSeq and is a predicted model, not a curated record.